AUGGCAGAUCAAUUGAACCCUACUCUCCAAGUACUUGUCCUCAUUUCUCUUACCUCGUCUUUAGCAAUGGGAGCUGUACAGUACAAUGUACUAAAUUAUGGUGCCAAACCUGAUGGCAACACUGAUUCAACGAUGGCCUUCCUAGCCGCUUGGACACAAGCCUGUGCCUCAACAAAAUCAGCCAACAUAUAUGUUCCUAAAGGAAGCUUCUUUCUUCGUAAAGUUGCAUUCCAGGGUCCUUGCAAGAACAGUGCUAUUGUUCUGCGUAUAGAUGGUACCCUUGUGGCUCCUUCGGAUUACAGGGUCAUUGGCAGUUCUGGGAAUUGGAUAAUCUUUGAACAUGUCCGUGGGGUUACUGUUUCUGGUGGGACUCUCGAUGGAAAAGGUACUGGAUUGUGGUCUUGCAAGGCCUCUGGCAAGAAUUGCCCCGUCGGUGCAACGUCACUUGAAUUCACAAAUUCAAACAACAUUGUGAUCAGCGGAUUGGCAUCACUGAAUAGCCAAAUGUUCCACAUUGUCAUCAAUGAAUGCCAAAACGUCAAAAUGCAAGGGCUGAAAAUUAUGGCCUCCGGGGAGAGCCCCAACACCGACGGAAUUCAUGUUGAAGCAUCAACUGGUGUCACCAUCCUAAAUUCUAAGAUAAGUACAGGGGAUGAUUGUGUAUCAAUUGGCCCUGGAACUAGUAAUUUGUGGGUUCAAAAUGUUGUCUGUGGACCUGGCCAUGGAAUCAGCAUUGGAAGUUUAGGCAAGGACCUUCAAGAAAGUGGAGUGCAGAACGUGACAGUCACAGGAACUACAUUUUCUGGAACUGAAAAUGGAGUGAGAAUCAAGACCUGGGGGAGACCCAGCAAAAGUUUUGUUAGGAGCAUUGUUUUUCAACAUCUUGUCAUGAAUAAUGUUCAAAAUCCUAUUAUAAUUGAUCAAAAUUACUGUCCUAAUAACAACAAUUGCCCUGGCCAGGCUUCUGGGGUAAAAAUUAGUGGUGUGACCUACCUAGAUAUACAUGGAUCUUCAGCAACAGAAACUGCAGUGAAAUUAGAUUGUAGUAAGAAGAACCCAUGUUCUGGGAUUCGAUUAAAGGGUAUAAAUCUCACUUACAAGAACCGACCAGCGGAAGCAUCAUGCAACAAUGCCAGUGGAGCCUGUUUAUAGAGGGAAAACUAGCAAUUUUUAUAUUCUUUCAAUCAAAUAGCAUCACAUAUAAAUUUUUCAUAUUAUG
Manihot esculenta (cassava) is the source of this 1219-nucleotide messenger RNA. Its product is annotated as polygalacturonase. The record is from RefSeq and is a predicted model, not a curated record. NCBI's taxonomy places the organism in Eukaryota, Viridiplantae, Streptophyta, Magnoliopsida, Malpighiales, Euphorbiaceae. The transcript has 4 exons. Gene Ontology annotation, molecular function: polygalacturonase activity. Gene Ontology annotation, biological process: carbohydrate metabolic process. Bases 1 to 1152 code for a protein of 383 amino acids.